This is a messenger RNA of Truncatella angustata, 1356 nucleotides long. RefSeq lists its product as uncharacterized. Gene Ontology annotation, cellular component: lipid droplet; endoplasmic reticulum. The transcript has 2 exons. NCBI's taxonomy places the organism in Eukaryota, Fungi, Ascomycota, Sordariomycetes, Amphisphaeriales, Sporocadaceae. Gene Ontology annotation, molecular function: triacylglycerol lipase activity; acylglycerone-phosphate reductase (NADP+) activity. Gene Ontology annotation, biological process: triglyceride catabolic process; phosphatidic acid biosynthetic process. The record is from RefSeq and is a predicted model, not a curated record. Bases 350 to 1186 code for a protein of 278 amino acids.
CAUCAUCAACAACAGUUCAGCCGAAUUCCUAGGGGUAAUUCCGCUUAGCCGGCCUCAGUCCGUUGUAAGACGAAACUCUUCUUUAACUUUGAGCUUCCUCGAUGACCUUUGGGAGAGACGCACCAAUGAUACCGCUCGUCGGGUGUUAUCCACGUGACUCCUCGUGAGAUGCGAGAUAAGCUCAAAACCGCUGGCAUUGGGUUCCCCCGGGAAACAGAAUCCCGGACGUCUGUCGUGGCAGGUGCAUAGAAAUGGUGCGCGGACUCGUGUUGUAAGAUGUGACCAUGCUCAUUAUAUUAUAUUCUGGCCCUUAACGCUCUGUCUACGUAUAACUUCGUCUCGACCAACUAUGCAGAAAGUCGUUCUUAUCACUGGAUGCAGCGAUGGCUCAGCAGGUGCCGCCCUCGCGAGACAGUUCCAGCUCCGCGGAUGUCACGUCUUCGCAGCCGCCCGCAAACUCGAGAAGAUGCAGAGAUUGGCUGACCUCGGCAUCUGCACCCUCGCCAUGGAUGUCUUGUCUAAGGAACAGAUCAACGCCGCCGUUGAUAUCGUUCGUGACGCCGCAGGAGGAAAGCUCGAUGUUCUCAUCAACAACGCAGCGGGCUUCAACCUUAUGACAUUGGCUGACCAGAACCUAGAGGAUGCUAGGGCUAUGUUUGACGUCAAUGUUUUUGGUCUCUUGGCCGUGACCCAGGCUUUCCUGCCUCUUCUGGUAGCCGCAGGAGGCAACGCCGUCAUUGCAAAUGUCAGCAGUAUCUCAGUCGUUGCAGAGCCUGCCUUCCAGGGCAUCUACGCGGCUACAAAGGCCGCCGUCUUUACCAUGAGCGGCGUCAUGCGCAAGGAAUUUUCACCGUUCGGAGUCAAGGUUGUGACAAUCAUGUCGGGGGGUGUCAAUACAAAUUUCAUGGAGAACAAGCCGUGGAAGGUACCGAAGGAAAGUUGGUAUUUUGAGUUGGCUGGGGAUGUUGAAGGAAAGAAAUCGACUGAUGGAACCGGUUCGAUGAAGCCUGAUGAAUAUGCGAAGCGAGUGGUGGGUGACCUUCUUUGUUCCAAUCCUGGGCCCGUGAUAUUCCGAGGUAAGUUCGCAACGGCUGUGUGGAUAUUAACCUGGCUGGGCUGGUAUGGUAUGCUGGAUUCGACGGAAAUCAAGAACACGAAACUGGACAUCUUGAGGCCUAGAUCGUGAUAGCUAGAUUGUUGAAUGCCAAAUAUGUGCGAAUUGAGUGGAGUGGUGUCUUGUAGUGGACGCCGUCAUGUUGGAAAUUGGCGUCUAUUUUUGAGCAUAGUGACAAAACACCUGGGGUUAGCUUGAACAAUCACAAGAUCUCCCAAUUCAAUCACAUCGAUCGGUCACUG